Messenger RNA from Penicillium subrubescens, 1065 nucleotides. RefSeq names its product 2,3-butanediol dehydrogenase. Gene Ontology annotation, cellular component: cytoplasm. Bases 1 to 1065 code for a protein of 354 amino acids. The transcript has 5 exons. The record is from RefSeq and is a predicted model, not a curated record. NCBI's taxonomy places the organism in Eukaryota, Fungi, Ascomycota, Eurotiomycetes, Eurotiales, Aspergillaceae. Gene Ontology annotation, molecular function: (R,R)-butanediol dehydrogenase activity; zinc ion binding. Gene Ontology annotation, biological process: butanediol biosynthetic process.
AUGCUGGCUGUUCGGUUCCAUGGACGCGGAGAUAUUCGCGUGGACAAGGUAGAGAAUCCACAAUGCGGCAAAGGCGAAGUCAAGUUGAAACCAGCAUAUGUGGGAAUAUGUGGCAGUGAUCUACACGAAUACACCUCUGGGCCAGUUCUCGUUCCAAAGUCAGAGCAUCCUAUAACCGGAGAGAAAUCGCCUGUCACCAUGGGCCAUGAAUUUAGCGGAAUUAUCGAGGAGGUCGGUGAGGGUGUUACUCAAUUCUCUCCUGGUCAACGCGCUGUCGUUCGACCCACGAUAUACGAUGAGACCUGUGCGGCUUGUACUCAAGGAUCGCGACACUGUUGCAAGAAUAUUGGGUUCAUUGGCUUGAGUGGAUAUGGAGGUGGAAUGGCAGAGUAUAUCGUCGCUCCAGCUAGCCACUACUAUCUUCUUCCGGAUAAUAUCUCAUUCGAAGAUGCGUCCCUCGUCGAGCCUCUUGCAGUUGCGUGGCACGCUGUUAAACGAGCGCCAUUCAAGUCAGGGAACAAUGUGUUAGUGCUAGGCGCCGGGCCGAUUGGAAUCGGAGCAGUGCAGGUGUUGAAGCUCAAAGGUGCGAACAAUAUCAUAGUCGUUGAGCUCCUGCAAAACCGCAAAGACCUUGCUAGACAAUACGGCGCCACACAUACCCUGGAUCCUAAAGAAACAGACAUACCGAAGGCCGUCAACGACUUAACCGGUGGCCGCGGAGUGGAAAUAGUUUUCGAUACCGCUGGAGUCGAAAUUGCUCUGAACGGUAUCAUCGACGCGACUCAAGUCCAGGGUACAAUUGUGAAUAUUGCCGUGUGGGAGGAACGACCGGCUACCGAUGUCAAUGAUCUCAUGUAUCGGGAAAUCAACUACAUGGGAGCAACGCUUUAUGAUGAGGCGUCGUUUAAAGAAGUUAUUGAGAAUUUGCAUACUGGGAAACUCAAACCCCACGCAAUGAUCAGUACCAAGAUCAAGUUGCAAGAUGCAGUGGAGAAGGGUUUCAAGAAGCUUAUUGAGUCGCGGGACUCCUACUGCAAAAUUCUGGUGGACCCCCAGAGUGCAUGA